AAAUCUAAAAGCCGUGCCGCUGAGUAGAGUUCGCGCUAAUCUCCAUUCCAAGCCGCCUCACGUCAUGCCUGUGCCUCUUCUCUGAGCACUGAGCUCCACCACUUCCAGCGGGUCCACCGUCCACCGUCCAACCUCCACUCUCCUCCCGGCAUCGACUGAUUAACCAUCGCGGCUAACUCGGGUCGUCGCUCUUCACUGCGUUGCGGAUGCGCGACUUAUCAGCGCCGACUCCUCAACUCACUGUCGCUCUCUAGUCUCUCUCUCCACGCAAUCGUCGGCGUCGGCCGUCGCUCUCCACGCAAUCGUCGGCCGUCGCUCUCCACGCCAUCGGCUCUCCACACCGUCAGCAUCUUGGUUGUCCUCAGUCCUCUGUCUUCCUCAGUCCUCAGUCUUCCUCAGUCCUCAGUCCUCGUCAACAACUGUAGAAGCUGAAAAAUGGCAGAGGAGAAAGAAGAAGUGAAGACGUUUAAGGAUUUGGGGAUAUGCGAACAAUUGUUGGAAGCGUGUGACGAUUUGGGAUGGAAAAACCCUACAAAGAUACAAGUCGAAGCGAUUCCCCAUGCUCUUGAAGGCAAAGACUUGAUCGGUCUUGCUCAAACGGGUUCUGGUAAAACUGGAGCUUUUGCUCUUCCCAUAUUGCAUUCGCUUCUCGAAGCUUCAGAGAAAUCUGUGCAAGCGUUCUUUGCUUGUGUGAUGUCUCCUACAAGGGAAUUGGCAAUUCAGAUAGCAGAGCAAUUUGAAGCUUUAGGAUCUGGCAUUGGUGUGAAAUGUGCUGUGCUUGUUGGUGGGGUAGACAUGGUGCAACAGGCUAUCGCACUUGGAAAGCGGCCGCACAUCAUUGUUGGAACCCCCGGGCGUCUUGUGGAUCAUUUGUCGAACACAAAAGGUUUUUCUCUACGCACGCUGAAAUACUUGGUUUUAGAUGAGGCAGACAGAUUGCUAAAUGAGGAUUUUGAGAAAUCACUUGAUGAAAUUCUAAAGGUUAUACCACGGGAUCGAAGAACAUACUUAUUUUCUGCAACUAUGACCAAAAAGGUGAAAAAGCUCCAGAGGGCAUGUCUAAGGAAUCCAGUGAAGAUAGAAGCAGCAUCUAAAUAUUCCACUGUUGACACAUUGAAGCAGCAAUAUCGCUUUAUUCCUGCCAAAUACAAGGAUUGCUACCUUGUAUAUAUUCUGACAGAGAUGUCCGGAAGUACUUCCAUGGUUUUUACUCGAACGUGUGAUGCAACUACUUUUUUGGCCUUGGUCCUCCGAAAUCUUGGUUUAAGGGCCAUCCCAAUUAAUGGUCAUAUGACUCAGUCAAAGAGACUGGGAGCCUUAAAUAAGUUCAAAGCUGGAGAGUGCAAUAUUCUUAUAUGCACUGAUGUGGCAAGUAGAGGACUUGAUAUUCCAUCAGUGGAUAUGGUUAUUAAUUAUGAUAUUCCUACAAACUCAAAGGAUUACAUUCAUCGUGUUGGAAGAACUGCCCGUGCAGGACGAUCUGGGGUUGCAAUCUCGCUUGUGAAUCAGUAUGAACUGGAGUGGUAUCUACUGAUAGAGAAGCUUAUUGGUAAAAAGUUACCUGAAUUUCCUGCUGAGGAAGAGGAAGUCUUGCUUCUGCUGGAGCGUGUCACUGAAGCCAAAAGAAUUUCUCAGAUGAAAAUUAAAGAAUCUGGUGGCAAGAAGAGGAAGGGCGGAGGAGAUGGUGAAGAAGAAAUUGAAAAAUAUUUAGGCAUCAAGGAUAAGAAGUCCAAGAAGUUCAAGAAAAGAUGAGAUCAACGUGACCUUCUGUGGAUUUUUUUUAAAAAAAUAUUUUGUUAUGUAAAAUAACUUUCAUUGAUUACACAGCAUUACUUCCCUUCAUAAUUUAUUAAUCAUAAGUUAUUUAACCAUUGGCUUAAUAAAAAAUUGAUCAAGCAUUUUUUAAA
Manihot esculenta (cassava) is the source of this 1907-nucleotide messenger RNA. Its product is annotated as DEAD-box ATP-dependent RNA helicase 10. Gene Ontology annotation, molecular function: ATP binding; RNA helicase activity; nucleic acid binding. The transcript has 15 exons. The record is from RefSeq and is a predicted model, not a curated record. Bases 436 to 1752 code for a protein of 438 amino acids. NCBI's taxonomy places the organism in Eukaryota, Viridiplantae, Streptophyta, Magnoliopsida, Malpighiales, Euphorbiaceae.